This is a messenger RNA of Mucor mucedo, 967 nucleotides long. RefSeq lists its product as uncharacterized. NCBI's taxonomy places the organism in Eukaryota, Fungi, Mucoromycota, Mucoromycetes, Mucorales, Mucoraceae. The record is from RefSeq and is a predicted model, not a curated record. Bases 31 to 795 code for a protein of 254 amino acids. The transcript is spliced from 3 exons.
AUUUUUAUAACUAAAUUACAAAUUUACAACAUGCUUCUUGGAGAACUCACCGAUUGCACUAUUACCAGUGCUCCCACAUUUCGAGUAACAGCUCGAAACGUUAUGUUAGAGGCCAAAGCCAUUGACUCUGGCAUGAGAGUCAAGCUUUAUGUGUCGAAUCCUGCGAUGAUUUACUAUUUCAUCCGGUACUGUGAUGUAGGAAGCCGCCACCACCUGACAGGCCCAUUGAACGUGACAGCGUACACGUUUGAUGAUAGCACAAGGGCUUUUUCAAGUAUUCGUUUGAGUGUCGAUAGUGCCCGACCUCUUCCCACCUUGGAUGAUGAUGGAAACAUCAUCGGCACAACAGCCACAAAAAUUCGAGUCCGUGAUUUGGAGAAAAAUCACAAGUUCCUGAAGCUCAAGUACAUUUUGUACAAGUACGUUUUUGAGAACAUUUACAACGAGGACAUGGUGAUGGGCAAGGGGUUGAAUGUUGAAGCAUUCGCCACUCAGUUAAAUACCUCUUAUGAGAAGCUUGUAUCUGAAGGGUUGAUAAUGUCCAAUUACAACCCGGUUACUGUUGUGGAGUCGGUGACACGUCCAACAACUGACCCCAACACUAACCGCCCUGUUCCUCGUGUGAUCAAGAGUACGUAUUCGUACAAUGAGAGUGUUCGUCGUUUGGAGGAUUGGGCCAACCCAAACCUCUCUCUCAGAAAUCUGCUAAAUGAUCACAUGCCGUUCUCUGUUGAGAUCUUUGUCGUCCCCGCCAGCUCCCGAACUAUCGAUGAUGAAGAAGAAAUGGAGAACUAGUUUUUUUUGUCUCCUUGGUAGUUUUGCUUCUUUUCUUCUUGCUUGUCCCUUUCGUGAUUGCGUUUUCUUUUCUUUUGCGUUUGCUUUUUUUUUAAAAAACGUUAUUUAAUACCUUCUCCCGCUUCCCCCUCUCCCGCUAUUCCAAUAAUAAAUAUCAUUUUUUUAUAAUGUC